GGCGCUCUCAGAACUCCAACCCCCGCCAGUCCCCGCGGCCCAGGCCGUUGCCGCUUCCUGUUUGGACUGGGAACCCCGCGGUCGCAAAUUGCGAGGAUUUGGGAAGGGAGUCCUUGUCUUCUCGCCUAGUUCUCCGAGAUUGAAAGCUCGGCCUGCUCAGGUAGAUCACGCUCCCAGAGAAGGAAACAGGUCCAUCGAGUUGGAGAAACCCCGCUCAACACCAGGACUAACUUCUUCAGUGCUUAGAGUGUGAGAAAAAUGGCAAAUAUGAAUAGUGAUUCUAGGCAUCUUCUCAUCUCUGAGGUAGAUCAUGAAAGAGAUCCCGGACCUAUGAAUAUCCAGUUUGAGUCAUCAGAUCUAAGAUCCAAAAGGCCUUUCUAUAUAGAGCCCACAAACAUCGUCAAUGUGAAUCAUGUCAUUCAGAGGGUUAGCGACCAUGCCUCCGCCAUGAACAAGAGAAUUCAUUACUAUAGCCGGCUCACCACUCCUGCAGACAAGGCACUGAUUGCCCCAGACCAUGUAGUUCCAGCUCCAGAAGAGUGCUAUGUGUAUAGUCCAUUGGGCUCUGCUUAUAAACUUCAAAGUUACACUGAAGGAUACGGUAAAAACACCAGUUUAGUAACCAUUUUUAUGAUUUGGAAUACCAUGAUGGGAACAUCUAUACUAAGUAUUCCUUGGGGCAUAAAACAGGCUGGAUUUACUACUGGAAUGUGUGUCAUCAUACUGAUGGGCCUUUUAACACUUUAUUGCUGCUACAGAGUAGUGAAAUCACGGACUAUGAUAUCUUCAUUGGAUACCACUACCUGGGAAUAUCCAGAUGUCUGCAGACAUUAUUUUGGCUCCUUUGGGCAGUGGUCAAGUCUCCUUUUCUCCUUGGUGUCUCUCAUUGGAGCAAUGAUAGUUUAUUGGGUGCUUAUGUCAAAUUUUCUUUUUAAUACUGGAAAGUUUAUUUUUAAUUUUAUUCAUCACAUUAAUGACACAGACACUAUACUGAGUAGCAAUAAUAGCAACCCUGUGAUUUGUCCAAGUGCCGGAAGUGGAGGCCAUCCUGACAACAGCUCUAUGAUUUUCUAUGCCAAUGACACAGGAGCCCAACAAUUUGAAAAGUGGUGGGAUAAGUCCAGGACAGUGCCCUUUUAUCUUGUAGGGCUUCUCCUUCCACUGCUCAAUUUCAAAUCUCCUUCAUUUUUUUCAAAAUUUAAUAUCUUAGGAACAGUAUCUGUUCUUUAUUUGAUUUUCCUUGUCACCUUUAAGGCUGUUCGCUUGGGAUUUCAUUUGGAAUUUCACUGGUUUAUACCAACAGAAUUUUUUGUACCAGAGAUAAGACUUCAGUUUCCACAGCUGACUGGGGUGCUUACCCUUGCUUUUUUUAUUCAUAAUUGUAUCAUCACACUCUUGAAGAACAACAAGAAACAAGAAAACAAUGUGAGGGACCUGUGCAUUGCUUAUAUGCUGGUGACAUUAACUUAUCUCUAUAUUGGAGUCCUGGUUUUUGCUUCAUUUCCUUCGCCUCCAUUAUCCAAAGAUUGUAUUGAGCAGAAUUUUUUAGACAACUUCCCUAGCAGUGACACCCUGUCCUUCAUUGCAAGGAUAUUCCUGCUGUUCCAGAUGAUGACUGUAUACCCACUCUUAGGCUACCUGGCUCGUGUCCAGCUUUUGGGCCAUAUCUUCGGUGACAUUUAUCCUAGCAUUUUCCACGUGCUGAUUCUUAAUCUAAUUGUUGUGGGAGCUGGAGUGAUCAUGGCCUGUUUCUACCCAAACAUAGGCGGGAUCAUAAGAUACUCAGGAGCAGCAUGCGGCCUGGCCUUUGUAUUCAUAUAUCCAUCACUCAUCUAUAUAAUUUCCCUCCACCAAGAAGAGCGUCUGACGUGGCCUAAAUUAAUCUUUCACGUUUUCAUCAUCAUUUUGGGUGUGGCUAACCUGAUUGUUCAGUUUUUUAUGUGAAAUACCUCAACUGUUUGUUUUCUCAAGAGCUUUCAUGGUGUUUUGAGCCUUGACAACAGUUCUAUAUAAAUACACUUGUAAAUGCUGCUGUUGUGUAAUUCUAAAUGUUUUCUAAGAUAAUUUGAAAGCAAGGGAAAUAGUGGCCCAUUAAUAAGUAUUUUUGUAUUGGGGUGGGGAAAGGGGCAAAAAGAAUGAUCUUAGUGUCUUUACUUUCUCAUAUUAACUCCCCUCUUCAUUCUGUGAUCUUUUCUGAAUAGAAAUGUAUGCCCUAGGAAGAAAUCAUGCUGGUUUUGCUUUUAGAGAUAAAAAGUGGUGGAUUUAUUUUGCCUGCAAUAAAGAUUCUCAGGGUGUCACAGCAGCAUAUUGCCAAAUCCUUCUUCUGUUUUAUGUUUCAGUGUAUUCACUUUCAUUUUCUUACUUACUAGACCGUUUCUGCAGUUUGCCCAAACCUCUACUGUUUGGGACAGUAAGUCAAAUACCUCAUUUUUUAAAAGAUGUUUUCAUGGUAUCAGUGUUAAUAGAGUACAUUCUUAACUGAGUCUUUAAUGUUUAUUUGAAGAAAAAGUGAGACAAAAGCAAUGUCAAUGUAGUCCCCAUGAUCAUGAAAUGUAUACAAAAUAAAGUAGGAGAAUUUGUUGCUG
Messenger RNA from Sapajus apella (tufted capuchin), 2585 nucleotides. It is a transcript of the gene SLC38A9, whose product is annotated as solute carrier family 38 member 9. The record is from RefSeq and is a predicted model, not a curated record. The transcript is spliced from 16 exons. Lineage: Eukaryota; Metazoa; Chordata; Mammalia; Primates; Cebidae. The coding region runs from base 259 to 1944 and encodes 561 amino acids. Gene Ontology annotation, molecular function: amino acid transmembrane transporter activity. Gene Ontology annotation, biological process: amino acid transmembrane transport.